AUGGAUAUCCAAAUUCUCUCUGACCUGCACUUGGGGUCUCCCUCAGGCUAUGAUAUCUUCACUAUUCCGCCAAAAGCCCCCCAUCUCGCUUUGCUAGGUGACAUAGGCAAUGUGCGCGACAAAGGAUUCUUUCCCUUCAUCGAAGCUCAAUUGAGGCGAUUUCGAACCGUCUUCUUCCUCCUGGGCAACCACGAGCCAUACCAUUCCACAUGGGCAGAGUCGAGAAAGCAGGUCACCAACUUUGCACAGCAGAUCAGCCAGCGCAAAUCAGAGGGGCUCGGAACGUUUGUGUUCCUAGACCGUACGAGAUACGAUGUAUCCGCUGAUAUAACAGUGCUGGGAUGCGCACUAUAUUCGCAUGUCCCUACACAACAUGAAGCAGCAGUUAGCAUGGGACUGAAUGACUUCUUUCGAAUCGACGAUUGGUCAGUACCGGAGCAUAAUGAUGCUCACGCAGGGGAUCUGGCAUGGUUAAACGAGCAGGUUACUUCCAUCACUUCUUCAGAGCCAGGAAGAAAAAUCGUCAUUUUCACCCAUCAUAGCCCACUUGCUGGGGAUGCAAGGGCUGCUGAUCCUAUGCAUAUAGGAAGCCCUAUCAGCACGGGGUUUGCAACUGAUUUGACUGGCGAAGAAUGCUGGAAGAGUCCAAAUGUAUGUCUAUGGGCCUUUGGACACACGCAUUUUAAUUGUGACUUUACCGUCGAGUUAGAGGGUUCAAGGAGGAGGAUUGUGACCAACCAACGCGGAUAUUACUUUAAGCAAGCAGAAAAUUUCAACAUUGAGACGGUGACAAGUGUUUAG
This is a messenger RNA of Microsporum canis CBS 113480, 801 nucleotides long. RefSeq names its product ser/Thr protein phosphatase. Bases 1 to 801 code for a protein of 266 amino acids. The record is from RefSeq and is a predicted model, not a curated record. Lineage: Eukaryota; Fungi; Ascomycota; Eurotiomycetes; Onygenales; Arthrodermataceae. Gene Ontology annotation, molecular function: hydrolase activity. The transcript has a single exon.